UUCUUCUCGGCCAUUCCCCCAGUGCACCGGGCCCAGUCGCCCUUUCUCUUGCCAUCAAUUGCAGCGACCGCUCCUGAGCACUUCCUCCACUUUUCAACCCUUUCCAUCUCUUCUUGCAUUCGCUGCAUCGACGAACCGGUGGCUACUGUUACAGAGGGCAUCGCCUGCCGCACUCCCUCACUCAUCUGCGACCCGCGACCGCCCGUCGUGUCUUGAUCUUCGCAUUCGGCUUUUUCCCAGUUCCUGCGCCAGGCCUGCAGCCCAUCCUGCUGCUGCAUCAUCAAACCCGCCCGUUCUCCUGCCUCCAUCCAUCCGUCACGCUACUCUCGCCCACCAGCAACCAUGACUGCUGAGCUCCGCAGAAAGCUGGUCAUCGUCGGCGACGGUGCCUGCGGCAAGACCUGCUUGCUGAUUGUCUUCUCCAAGGGUACCUUCCCAGAGGUCUACGUCCCUACCGUCUUCGAGAACUACGUCGCCGAUGUCGAGGUCGAUGGAAAGCACGUCGAGCUGGCCCUUUGGGAUACGGCUGGUCAGGAGGACUACGACCGUCUGCGGCCCCUGUCGUACCCCGAUUCCCACGUCAUCUUGAUCUGCUUCGCCGUUGACUCCCCCGACUCUCUUGACAACGUCGGCGAGAAGUGGUGCUCUGAGGUACACCACUUCUGCCCUGAUGUUCCGAAGAUCCUGGUCGGCUGCAAGAAGGACCUGCGCUACGACCCUAAGACCAUCGAGGAGCUCCGCAAGACCAGCCAGCAGCCCGUCACCCCCGAGCAGGGUCAAGCAGUUGCCAACAACAUCAAAGCCACCAAGUACCUCGAGUGCUCGGCCAAGACCAACGAGGGUGUCCGUGAGGUGUUCGAGACGGCGACACGGGCCGCUCUCCUCAAGAAGACCGGGAAAAAGAAGAGCAAGUGCCUUAUCGCUUAAGCGUUGACCGAAUCGGAAUGGCAGUCUUCCUGUUUUGUCAACCAGCUGUUGCCCGACUUCGAACUUCUUUACAACACAGGACGGCCCCCUCCCCCCUUCUCACAAAGGGUUUCUUCACCUCUAGAACGGGAGAUACCAGGAUCCCUCACUUUUAUCUCAGCCGGCCAUAAUAUCGUCGAACGGGAAGGAUCCGCGUGCCCCAGAGGAUCGCAAGCGGACAUUCAUGGCGAAUGACGGGAAAUGAGAAUCGAUUUUGGCAGUCACGAGCCGGGGAACGAGCGGACGCAGUCAUGAGCAUCGUGGAUUAAUCUGGGAUGACUGCCCAUGCAAACCCCAGUCUCGGCUGGGUUGGGGAAGGUUUGGCGACACAACAGCUGGUGGGGUGGCAUGCUAUAAUCCACACGUCCUCUUCCCUUUCUAUCUUAUGUUUUGUUCUCUUGUCUCAGAUUACUUGACGGUACUGCGGUUUCCGAUUCUCGUUUUUCACUCUAGCUAGCUAUCCAUUUAUUUGUCAUCUUCUGCUGGACCUGGCCCUCGUGCCUUGUGCUUCUCUCGUGGUUGAGUUUUGGCUCUGUUUGGCUUUCUGGCUGACGGGCAAGAUUAAUCUUCAAUUUUCAUACUUUGCUGGACACCAUCACAGUGUCCGACUGGCUCGCUCUGCCAAGAUACCGUAAGGUGCGAGCGGUAGCGUGGGGUUCCCGCCCUGGCAAACUGAAGGUUGCUGGAGAACGGUGUCACGGAUGCCUUGCUUCAGACGGUACAGAACGAAAUACGAACUCAUAAUCGCCUUU
Messenger RNA from Thermothelomyces thermophilus ATCC 42464, 1718 nucleotides. RefSeq lists its product as uncharacterized. Gene Ontology annotation, molecular function: GTP binding; GTPase activity. The transcript has 5 exons. NCBI's taxonomy places the organism in Eukaryota, Fungi, Ascomycota, Sordariomycetes, Sordariales, Chaetomiaceae. Bases 343 to 927 code for a protein of 194 amino acids. Gene Ontology annotation, biological process: small GTPase-mediated signal transduction. The record is from RefSeq and is a predicted model, not a curated record.